AUGGCAGCCGACCCAGCACCCAUCGGUCAGGAAGAGCUCGUGAUCAUCAAGAUGGAGGAGGAUGAGGCCGCCCUGUGGGAUCCUGAACCGUUCUUCAAGCCUCAGCCCCAAACCCUGUUGCCUGGGCUUGGUAGGGACCCCCGGCAGUGCUUCCGGAGCUUCCGCUAUGAGGAGGCAGCAGGGCCCCGCGAGGCGCUGGCCCGGCUCCGGGAGCUGUGCCGCCAGUGGCUGCGGCCCGAGGUGCACUCCAAGGAGCAGAUGCUGGAGCUGCUGGUGCUGGAGCAGUUCCUGGGCGUGCUGCCACCUGACACCCGGGUCUGGGUGGAGUCCCAGUGCCCCGAGAGUGGCGAGGAGGCUGUGGCACUCGUGGAGGACCUCGCUCAGAUGUUGCAGGAGACUGCCCUGGCCCAGGCCCCUCCCGAGGACCAACGGUUUGGAGACCUGGCAGAGCCGGCCAAGCCCUUCGCGGAUGGAGCUCAGGUGGAGAAAUACUGCUUGGAGAAGGACGUCCCUUUCAACGUUCUUCUGCUGCUCGACAGGGCUCCGGGCCACCCCCCGUUCAUGGACGACUUUCAUCCCAACGUCAAACACGAGGAGCUCACUGAUGACGACCUGAUGGAGCUGGAGGCCCAGAGGAAGGACGAAGAGGGGCAGCAGGAGCAGGAAGCAACUGAAGAGCCGAAGAGAUUCACGACGCAGGAAAUGGCACGGGGGCUUUCUUUAUUUGAGGAGGCGCUGCUAGUGUUUGAGGCACAGGACCCGAACGUAGAACGCGGGUCAGGGCUGGGGCGGCAGCGGCCCUGA
Lipotes vexillifer (Yangtze River dolphin) is the source of this 804-nucleotide messenger RNA. Lineage: Eukaryota; Metazoa; Chordata; Mammalia; Artiodactyla; Lipotidae. The record is from RefSeq and is a predicted model, not a curated record.